UUUGCCACCACAUAUGCUAAGAAUGCCAAACAAGUUAUAACACCAAACUACUAAUAUAAGAACAUUGCUACUAUAACAAGCUCAACUUCCUACAAUACAGCAUACACCUUCAUAGUUAGAACAGGAAAGAGCAGAAGAGAAAGAUAAACAAUGGCAGACUGGGGGCCGGUCGUGAUCGCGCUCGUGCUGUUCAUACUGCUGUCGCCAGGGUUGCUGUGCCAGAUUCCGGGGCGGGGAAGAGUAGUGGAGUUUGCCAACAUGCAGACGAGCGGUGUUUCUAUAUUGGUUCAUGCCAUAAUCUAUUUUGGUCUCAUUACUAUCUUCCUUAUUGCUAUUGGUGUUCACAUAUUCUCUGGCUAAAUAAACUUACAUGAUCAUCCUACUUUUCUGUCAGAAAUUUGACAUUUUUUUGUUGUUCAUACUUCAAUUGUUGUUAAAAUGUAAGUUUGCCAAUUUUCUAUGUGUGUGUAAUAUACUGGUUAAGUACACUUUGUCAUAUAAGUAUGAAGUUUUUGCAUCCUA
Beta vulgaris subsp. vulgaris (sugar beet) is the source of this 522-nucleotide messenger RNA. RefSeq lists its product as hypothetical. The record is from RefSeq and is a predicted model, not a curated record. The coding region runs from base 151 to 360 and encodes 69 amino acids. NCBI's taxonomy places the organism in Eukaryota, Viridiplantae, Streptophyta, Magnoliopsida, Caryophyllales, Amaranthaceae. The transcript has a single exon.